Messenger RNA from Aureobasidium uvarum, 4134 nucleotides. The record is from the annotation of a GenBank genome assembly. Lineage: Eukaryota; Fungi; Ascomycota; Dothideomycetes; Dothideales; Saccotheciaceae.
AUGCGUUUUUCCACAAUCUCCGCAUUGUUUUGUGCAGUCGGAGUGCUCGCUGCUCCCAGCUCGUCUCAAGAAGUCAAUGGACUCGCGGUCAGUGAAGAUGGAAAGUGUGGUGGUUCUACAGGACAGACAUGCUUGAACUCAUAUCUAGGCGACUGUUGUUCCAAGGCCGGCACUUGCGGUGAAGGCGCGUUCUUCUGCGGUCUAGGCUGUCAGAAGCAGUUUGGUGCUUGCAUUCCUACCUACAAGGGCAAGCUUGUUAGCCAGAAUGGUAUGUGCGGUCACGAUGUGACCUGCAAGGGCUCAAAAUUUGGUGACUGCUGUGGAAAGGACAACUGGUGGUUUGUAUAUUCAACUCAAUUCGCAAAGAAGCACUUGCUGACUGUACGCAGUGGUGGUGACACAAAGUCCUGUGGAACAGGCUGCCAGCAAGACAACGGCUCUUGCAAUGGUGCAUGGCCUUGGAGCAACCUGGUCUCCAGAGCUGACCCCAAUCCGACCUGCCCCAAAUCCAACGACACUAUCUACACAACCGAGAGCGGAGACCAGUACAAGAUCACUUGCAGUCUCGACCAUGCUGGUGGUGACCUGAAAAUGGUCUGGAUCAACUCGAACAAGAUUGCAGACUGCCUUGCUGAGUGUUCUACAACUGAAGGAUGUAAAGCCAUUGCGAUGUCUGGUACUGCUUGUUAUAUGAAGAGCAAGAUUGGGACCCCCGUCAAGAGCUCCAACGUUAGAGGCGCUAUCUGGGUCGGCAAGGUCGAGAGCUCCUCUUCCAGCGUCUCAUCCACAGCGUCGGCCACACCUGCAUUGUCCUCUUCAUCGUCAAGCUCGGCAUCCAUCUCACUCUCAUCUUCUGCAUCUGUGAGCAGCUCUUCGACGGUCUCGUACUCGAACUCGUCUUCAACAAGCUCCUCAUCAUCUGCCCUUCCUACCUCGACCAGCCCUACUUGCCCCGCCGCAAACAACACUGUCUUCAUCGCUGACAGCGGUGCUACUUUCCUCAUCGAGUGUUUUGUUGACUACUCUGGUGGCGACUUGAAGUCAGUCAACAUUAGAAGCAACAAGAUCGCCGACUGUGUCAAUGCUUGUGACACUACCGAGGGAUGCAUAGACAUCAGCAUGUCUGGUACUGCCUGUUACAUGAAGCAAAAGCUGGGCAAGCCUUCCGUCAACAAGGGUGUGAGAGGUGCGCGCAAGAUCAAGGAUGCACCUAAGAGCUCGAGCAACAGCAGCGUUGCUCUUUCGACCACUUCCAGUGAUGUCUCGAGCACUUCGAGCGGUGAAGUUUCGGCCAUCUUGAGCACGUCGAGCAGUUCGAGCACUCUGCCCUUGACCUCCUCGACAGUAUCUUCCGCAUCUUCUACAGGCUCAAAGGUGGUUACCGCAAACAGCACCACCUCAUCGUCCACAGCUGCGUCAUCUGUGAUCUUGACCACUGGAGUCUCGACUCUGAACAGCACGACUGGACCCUCGAGCGGUCUGUCAUCGAGCGCUACAAGUGGAGCACCUUAUGGCAACGGAACAGGCAGCACUGCUCCAGCCGGCCCUACUAUUCCUCUCACCACUUCCAGCUCGACUUUCAGCUCGAUUGCACCUUCAAACAGCACAAUAUCGUCUACUUCGACAGUCUUUGUCAACACCACUAGCACGAUCGGAUCUGGCAGCACAUUCACGGUCGGACCCACUGCUCCUAUCAAUGUCGGGUCCUCAAGUAUCGUUUCUUUCAGCACUGCCAGCGGAGCUCCGUAUGGCAACUCAACUAGCAACACUUUCUUAGUCGGACCCACUGCUCCUAUCGGCACAGGUAUCCCAUCUAGCUCGGUCGUUCCAGUCAACAGCACUAGUAGCGAUGUCUCGUCCUCGUCUGUUGUUCCUGGCACUGGCGCCUCAAGCGGCAUUUCUUCGUCUGCUACCAGCGGUGCCCCGUACGGCAACGGCACAACCAGUGUAUUACCUGUCGGACCUACUGGCACCGGCGUUUCGAUCUCGGCCAUCACCAGCAAGACUGUCAUUGUCAGCCCUAUCGGUACUGGCGCUUCAAGCGGUGUCUCAUCAAGCACAGCCAGCGGCGCACCCUAUGGAAACAGUACUACAAGUGCUUUGCCUGUCGGGCCCACUGGUACAGGUGUGUCUAGCUCGGUCAUCACUAGCUCUGCCGUAAACGCCACUGUGUCUCUUACCACUAGCUACAACCUCACCUCAAGCAUUGCCUCGACAGUCAUUACACUAUCGUCCAACUCGACGGUCAGCGCACCUUUGACGACCGCUCCCAUCGUUACUGGUCCUUCGACAAGCAUCUCCACCUCGUCUGGACGAUACACCAACACGACAAGUUCAGCCUUGACCACAAGCUCUGCUGCACCCACAUGGGCAUUCAACAACUGGGGAGGUAUCACCUCUGGACAUCCUGUUGCCACCAACACCACUGCCUGCUCGGUGAAGCCUACUUCCACUGCUACAUGUGUUCGUUGUGAGGGUCAACCUGGAACUGACCAGUACUGCGGUCUUACAAUCAACGAUGACUCUUAUAAGGUUGUUCCCAAGACUUGCAACACUGUCACGUUCAACCUCGACUUGACUGAAUGUGAGGUCAGUCCUGAUGGUAUCUCGCGCAAGGCUCUGUGUGUCAACGGUCAAGCCCCUGGACAAGCACCACUUUUGGAGGCUUCUUGGGGUGAUGAGGUGGUUAUCCACGUCACCAACUCCAUGACUCGCAAUGGAACUUCGCUGCAUUGGCAUGGUAUACGACAGAACCACACGAACGAGAUGGAUGGCGUCGUUGGCUUGACCCAGUGCGCCCUUCGUCCUGGUCAGAGUAUGACUUAUAGAUGGAGAGCAGAGAGCUACGGCUUCUCGUGGUACCACAGUCAUUUGACUCUUCAAGCAUACGAAGGUCUUUUCGGUCCUAUGUACAUUCACGGUCCCAAAUCCGCUGACUACGAUGUGGAUGCUGGUCACCUCAUCAUCAACGAUUGGUCCCACAUUCCUGUCGAUGACAUGUACAACGAUGCACAGGUCGCUGGUGUCAGAACAAUGGAUACUGGAUUGAUCAACGGUAUGAACAUUAACCCUCUUGCCAAGGACGGCGCACCUGCCGGUCAGCGCUACACCGUCCCUACUGAGUUUGUUCCUGGCAAGAAGUACUUGUUCCAGCUUCUCAACAGUGCCAUCCAGUCAACUUACAAGUUCUACAUUGACGGCCACAGGUUCACAGUCAUCGCUGCUGACUUUGUCCCCAUCGAGCCUUACGAGACUACAGUCUUGUCCAUCAACAUUGGUCAACGCUACGAGAUCAUUGUCGAGGCUGACCAGGACGUCGGCGACUACUUCCUUCGUUUCGACAACCAGAAUGCUUGUGCUACCACCACCAAUUCUGAUGAUAUCAGAGGUAUCAUCCACUACGUAGGCAGCUCUGGCGGCACACCUACUUCGACUGCCCACACCUACCCUCGCAAGGAUAACGGUGUUGGCGGUAUUCUCGGUACCUGCGAAGACGAGCCUCUUGCCAGCUUGGUUCCCAUUGUCAAGCAUUCUGUCAGCUCUCCCCACCAGACUGUCCAACACGACGUCGCUGUUUCCAACUCCAACGGCAUCAACCUCUACCGCUGGUAUCUUGAUGGAACCACUUUCCAGUCCAAUUGGGGUGACGCAACCCUCUACAGCAUCCUCAACAACGACUCCAUUCCUGACUAUUCUGGCAAUCUUGCCAUCUCUACUUCCCUCGGAGAGUGGGUCUAUGUGAUCAUUGAGUCUCCCGUACCACUUGGACAUCCUAUUCAUCUCCACGGACAUGACUUCUACGUUCUCGCUGCAGGAUACGGAAAUUAUGGCAGUGGCACUGCUCUCAACCUCGACAACCCUCCUCGUCGUGAUGUGGCUUUCAUGCCUGGUGAUGGCCCGACCGGUCAAGGCGGUCAUCUCGUCAUUGCCUUCUUCACCGAUAACCCUGGUGUCUGGCUCAUGCACUGCCAUAUUGGUUGGCACGUGGCUAUGGGUUUUGCCUUGCAGUUCAUCGAAGGACAAGAACAAAUCAAGGAUACUGUCACCGACACCUGCCUUGUCAAUGACGUCUGCAAUAACUGGCGUCCUUGGGCUCAAGAGAAGGGCAUCUAUGUUGAUGACUCUGGUGUGUAA